CAACACGUUACACACACACCAGAGAAACGGUGUUUAUACCGGGAACUCACUGCGCAGAUCACAGCGAUAAAAGGAGAUCCCUGCAAGGCACUGCUGGUUUGAGUGAUUUCAGACUGAAGCUAUAAACAUUCUUAAAGUAAAUAAUAAAAGUCUGAUGGAGCGUUAUGAAUCAUUGGGCCCGGUUGGGGAGGGCAGUUACGGCACUGUGCUUAAGUGUCGUCAUCGAGACACCGGUCGCCUUGUCGCCAUCAAGAAAUUUACGGACUCUGAUGAUGACAAGAUGGUGAAGAAGAUUGCCCACAGGGAGAUCAAGCUACUCAGGCAACUGCGGCAUGACAAUCUGGUGAACCUCCUAGAGGUGUGGAAGCGCCGUCGCCGAUGGUAUCUGGUGUUUGAGUUUGUGGACCGGACGCUUUUGGAUGAUCUGGAGCAAAACCCAAGCGGACUGGAGCUGAACACAUGCCGGCAGUACCUUCACCAGAUCCUGAGGGCUGCUGCCUUCUGCCACCAGCAAAAUAUCAUCCAUCGUGACAUCAAACCAGAGAACAUCCUCAUCUCUCAGGAGGGCGUGGUCAAGUUGUGUGAUUUUGGCUUUGCCCGCACUGUGGCAUUGACCACUGAGGGUGGAGUUUACACUGACUACGUGGCCACUCGAUGGUACAGAGCCCCCGAACUGCUGGUUGGAGACAUCAAGUACAGCAAACCAGUAGAUGUGUGGGCCUUGGGAUGUGUAUUAUUAGAGAUGUUAACAGGUCAGCCUCUGUUUCCUGGAGACUCAGACCUUGACCAAAUAUAUCAGAUCAUCAGGUGCUUUGGUAACCUUACAACUCAUCACCAGGAGCUCUUCUACAGAAAUCCUGUAUUUUCUGGAGUCAGGCUGCCUGAAUGUUCUGGCAGAGUCGCUCUCCAGCAGCGCUUCCCUACAAUCACACCCACUGCCCUGGAUCUGGCACAGAGGUGUCUAGAGAUGGAUCCAGAAAGACGAGCUCAGUGCUCGGAGCUGUUAGAGCAUCCACUUUUCACACAAGAUUCCUUCCACAUCAGAUUUUUGGAGGAGCUAAAUGCUAAGAUCCAAAAGGACCACAGAGAAAACUCCACCUUUCCCAAAAUAACCAAAAACCCAAGAAAGGAUGAAGGGGAUGUGAGAAGCUGUAGAGGCAAGGACAAGAAACAACAUGAAGGCAUGAAUGAGAAAGUCAACAAGGAAAAGAUGGAGAAAACAAAAAGAAAACACCCUCUGAAGGUGUCUAAAACCACUCGACAUUCAGAACCUAUGAGCUCCACUAAGCAAUCCAAAUCAGGCAAGGUUAUCCAGGAUGCAGCUCAAUCUUCCAUGGCCAUUAAAAGUAAAGCAGGCAAAGCCACAGGUAUAGAUUCGAAGAAAGAAUCAGAGAUUCCCACGUUAACUAAAACCCUUACUCUUGAUUUGUCAGAGACCUCCAGGAUGGUGGCAUGCCUAGAGAACAAUAACAGUGCAUCAGCAAAACCUAAACAUGAGCACGUGCUAUCUCCAGAUACAAGGGAAGACCAUGAAAAUACUGCGUUGUGUGCGACUGAGAAAAGCACGCAGGACAUCUCGAGAUUGUGUAAAUUGGAAUCAAGUCAGGAGUUUGAGAAAAAAUUGGACAAAACAAACAAAAAAGUUUCCAAAUUGUUGAAACAUUCAACCACUGACCACCUAAAUUUCACUUUGUCUUCAAAACCUUCUGUGGAAUCAGCCACUGAUUGGUCCACCAUAGGCUUGCCAUUAAAAUCAAACAAAGAUCACAUUGAGAUCCAUACUACACUGUUUGUCAUCAACCAGUGUGAAACCAAUGCUGGUGUAGAGGAUCUGACCAAUCAAACAGCUGACUCCGACCAAAGAAAGACAUCCGGACAUCCAAAAGGACCAUCAUCAAAUCCCAAGCCAUCUAGGUCAAUUUCAGAAAUGAACAACUCCCUUUUGCCCACAUCAAAGAGUCAUACUUCAGAUCUUCCAACACAGUCUUCCACAGUUUUUAUGGAGGCCAGUCCCCCCCAGAGUAAUAAGGUCUUUGGCUCGUCUUCCAAGGAGCUUCCAGAACACAUUCAUCUUAGAGAAGACAAUGACAUCAAAGAGGACAUGAAAAUAUUACAUUCUUCAGGUGGAGAGUACAAGUGGAAUCUUGAAUCGUCUUGCCUACAUCAGCAGAGCAUUUCCAAACCUAAGACCUGUACGGAAACCAAAACAACUUCAAAUGAACGCACAUUUGAAACACUGAAUGUCUCGGAUAAAGAGAACCAAGAAAAUUUAGCUCUUACUGUGUCUGUUAGUGCAACAGCCAAUUUAUCAGUAGCUCAAACCACCAAUACCUCUGGAAGUUCAGCUAAAGAGAAACAGAACAACACCAGUGCCUUUGAAUCUGAUGUAAAAUCUUGGAAAGUUCCUCAAUCCAAAUGUUUAGUUGGAGGAGAAUUUAAAAUGAAGUCCAGUUCUUUCAGCGACCACAUGACCUCUACAGUAUUCCCACAGACUCAAAAACCUACUCUUGCUACUGAUCACAGCAAGAUGAAUGAAAACCCAGAACAAACUGACAAAACAAAUAUAUCUAGUGGUCCAGAUCUGACUUCAGUCACAUCUACAGAAACUCUACACCUCAAAGCUUUGACAAGAAGCUCCGUCCUUCACAACAAAGACAGUGCAGACCUUAAUGAGUUUGAUCUGAGUGUCUCCUGUUUUUCUUCACCUCCUCCAUCCUCUUCGAUUCCUCUCCUCCUCCCUCCAUCCUCCACAUCUCUUGUCAACUCCUCAAUCGUCAGAACCCACAGCUCAGCCAUCAGUGACCAUUCUAUCCUAGGGGCAGGUUCCCAUCCGAGGACUCCCACCGUCAGAUGUUUAGACAAGCCAAGACAUCACGGUGGCAUUUAUAGCCGAAAGGCCCAACAGUUUCCACCGAGUAAUGUUACAGGAUCACUCACCUUUCAGGGACCAGAGAAGAGUCAGACCUUCGAACACUCCUUUGUAUCUGACUGCCCCAGUAACAGCUGUGGUGUUGCAGUGGCUAAAAAUAAAUUGCACAUCCAUUUCCCAGAUCUAAGUUGUUCAGUGCUGCCAGAGGUUAGAGGAAGAGAAGGAAAACAAAAUAAAGGAGCUUUCAAAGAGCAGAGGAAAGACAAACAGCCACUUCCCUCACAUCUGCCAGCAGAACCACAGCAGUAUGGACACAACAACACAAACACAUACACACCCAAACAAACAUAGACAUGGCAUGCUGUUUCUCUAACACUGAGUAACAGAUAUAUAACUAGUGCUGUAAUGGUUUAUUAUAGCCACAUUUUGCUCAUGUAA
Molecule: messenger RNA, 3307 nt
Organism: Archocentrus centrarchus (flier cichlid)
Lineage: Eukaryota; Metazoa; Chordata; Actinopteri; Cichliformes; Cichlidae
Exons: 12
Coding region: 155-3220 (1021 amino acids)
Biological process (GO): protein phosphorylation
Molecular function (GO): ATP binding; protein kinase activity
Source: RefSeq, a predicted model, not a curated record